Letharia lupina is the source of this 564-nucleotide messenger RNA. RefSeq lists its product as uncharacterized. Bases 1 to 564 code for a protein of 187 amino acids. Lineage: Eukaryota; Fungi; Ascomycota; Lecanoromycetes; Lecanorales; Parmeliaceae. The record is from RefSeq and is a predicted model, not a curated record. The transcript is spliced from 2 exons.
AUGGCCAUUUCAAGCGUCUCCGCGCAUCCCGCCCACAUAUACAACGAUCAACCCAGCCGACGAUACCUACCAUCAUCUCCCCCAACCCUCCCAACCUCCCAAAAUGGUGUCCUGCCGAACGGCACCAUCAUCAACGCCUCCACUAACUGGACGAAACCCAGCGCCAUCAUCCCCAGCACCAGCACCGCCUUCAACUACACGGGCCCCUGCACCAUCUACGUCGUGCAAGCCGGCUACGGGGACCCGGCCACGUACUCCGCCUGGGCACGGGACGCGUCCGACGCCGCGAUCGGGGACAUGGGGGUCCGCAAGAUCGGGGCGACUGCGGAUUUCGCCGUGGGAGGGGGGAAGAUGAGUUUUGGGACGAUACCGCCGGCUUACGAGACGGAGCCUGCGAAGGUGGUGAUGAGCUGGGAGGCGUGGGGCAUGCCUGCGAUUGCGAUGUUUUUUGAACCGGUGUUGAGCGAGGGGAGUGCUGGGUGUGCGUUUGCGGGGGAUGCGGACGGGGAUGAGGUGACGUAUUUUGAGUGUACGUUUGGGUGUAGUCCCCAAGGGGAUUCGUAG